Drosophila bipectinata is the source of this 1906-nucleotide messenger RNA. RefSeq names its product Phosphatidylglycerophosphate synthase 1 (gene PGS1). The record is from RefSeq and is a predicted model, not a curated record. NCBI's taxonomy places the organism in Eukaryota, Metazoa, Arthropoda, Insecta, Diptera, Drosophilidae. Gene Ontology annotation, molecular function: CDP-diacylglycerol-glycerol-3-phosphate 3-phosphatidyltransferase activity. Gene Ontology annotation, cellular component: mitochondrion. Gene Ontology annotation, biological process: cardiolipin biosynthetic process.
AAACCAUUUACCAACACGACAACCAGAACCAAGCACGCUUUGCAACACUCCCACCUGGUGUAGCCCGGAAAUAUUUACGUGCUGAAAUCCCAAGUUUUGAGCCCUAAAACUCGCGUCUGAUGAAUGGAAGCGAACACCAGAUAACGUUUAGCCGACAGUGAACAAUGCGCAAGAGUCCUACAGGCCCCCAUCACCGUUCGUAGUUAAACCGCCAAACGACGCCUCCUGCCGCACUACAUAAUGUUCUAUCUACGUCGAUGGUUCAGCCAGGAGCUGGCUCCGGCCACCCACGGUGAUUUCCUCGGAUGCUUGCAGCAGGCUCCUAGCUUGUUGGCCAACGGAUUCAGUGGAGCACCCGCCCUGGAGAGCCUCACGUGGUUACACAAUCUUGCUCCGUGCUUCCCGCUGCGCGGCGACCAGAUCAGAGUCAUCCAUGAGCCUCAACAAUUCUACGAUACUCUGGUCCAGCGCAUAGCCCACGCCAAGCGCCGGAUCGUCUUGGCCAGUCUCUACUUGGGAACCGGUCAGUUGGAAAACGCGAUGGUGCAAAAGUUGCGUCAUAGUCUGAAGUCUGAAUCCUCCUUGAGGCUCAAUGUGCUCUUGGAUUUCACCCGUGGGACUCGUGGAGCCCACAACUCCAAGACAAUGCUACUGCCUUUAGUGCGCGACUUUGCCAGCCAGGUGCAACUCUCCCUCUACCACACUCCUGAUUUGCGUGGCAUGACGAAACGGCUGGCGCCUCCUCGUUGGAACGAGCUCUUCGGGCUGCAGCACAUGAAGGUUUACCUCUUCGACGAUGCGGUGAUUAUAUCCGGAGCGAAUCUGUCCAACGAUUACUUUACCAACCGCCAGGAUCGCUACAUACUCAUCGAGGACAAGCCGUUGGCCGAUUUUUAUGCCCAGUUUAUAGAGAGAGUGCAGGAAUUUAGUUUGGCGGUUGCGCCAGAUUCCAGCGAAGGGCUGCACCGAAACUGGAAAAUACUGCCGUACGAGGGUACCAAAGAUCAGUUUAUUCAGUUGGCCAAGCAACGCAUUGCGGACUUUGUGCAAGAGACCUUUCAGCGACAAGCGCGUGUCAGAGAGCAAAAUCCACAGGCAGAUACAUGGGUGUUUCCGCUGCUGGAGAUGGGGCAAAUAGGAAUACAUCACGACAGCGUGGUGACGAAACGAUUGCUCUCCAAUUGCGUGGCAGGAUCAAGGCUCAAGCUGGCCACGGGUUACUUCAAUCUGACGCAGGAGUAUAUGGACACCAUAACGCACAAGUGUCUGGCACAAUGCAGCAUCCUGAUGGCUCACCCAAAUGCGAACGGUUUCCAGGGCGCCAAGGGAGUAGCUGGAGGCAUUCCGGCAGCCUACACCUUGAUAGCCAAGAGCUUUUACGAGAGUUUGGUGCGCCGGCAACAGAAUCACCGCGUCAACUUCUUCGAGUACGAAAAACCCGGCUGGACAUACCACGCCAAAGGCUUGUGGUACUACCUCCCCGAGGCGCGGCUUCCAAACCUCACUCUGAUUGGCUCCUCGAACUUUGGCGAGCGGUCUGUCAAUCGAGAUCUGGAGACCCAGGUAUGCCUGGUGACGGCUAACAAGGAUCUGAGCCAGCGGCUGCAGGCCGAGGCAGACCGGUUGUACGACCUGGCGCAGACGGCGGAACGGGAGAUUGUCCUGCGACCAGUGCCUCGCUGGGUUCAGGCCGUUGUCCGCAUAUUCAGGAAUUUUUUCUAGGCUUGUCGAUAUAAUAGUUCAAUUUUUUUCGUUUUUGUUAAGGCCCAAUCCCAAAUAGUUACUGUAGUUCUUAACUCUUGUUUAAUAAUUGCCCUGGGCAAGUGAGUGUUUCUAUUAUCCGUAAACGUUGCUUUUGUACACAGGCUAGAGUUUGUUACUAAAUAAAUAAAAUUUCCAAAAAAGU